UUCGUCGGCGUGGGCGUGCAGGACGACGCGGACCGCCUCCGCAACGACCACGACCUCGUGGUGAACAACACCGUCGACCUGCGCGGCCUCGCGGCCGACGGGAUGCGCAGGCCGUGGCUCCGGCAGGCCGGGCUCAAGGACAUCACGGGCGCCAUCAUGAGGGCCAACCUGGAGAAGCCACAGCGUGUGAGGACGGGGGCCUGGGACGCCUACCGCCUCUCCCAUGAGCAGAUCAAGUACGCCUGCAUCGACGCGUUCGUUUCCUUCGAGGUCGGCCGGAAGCUCCUCACCGGUGACUACUACUGCUCCUCUGAUGAUGAAGAGGAGGAGGAGGGGGUGGAAGAAGAAGAUGGCUCCUACUACUCCUCCGAUGAGUAUGGCUCCUCUGAGGAGGACUACUGAGGUGAUCGAUGGCCGUCGUCCCGUGUCCUGCUCGCGUUUAGACUUACUAGUUGUUGAUCUCGUAAGGUUAAGCAGUGGAUGGUUUAGGAGUAGGAGUGUACCUGCCAUGGUGAUAAUCAUGACUAGUAGCUUCUUGUGGCUAGAUCUAGCUUGGUGCA
Molecule: messenger RNA, 560 nt
Organism: Triticum dicoccoides
Lineage: Eukaryota; Viridiplantae; Streptophyta; Magnoliopsida; Poales; Poaceae
Product: Werner Syndrome-like exonuclease
Exons: 1
Cellular component (GO): nucleus; cytoplasm
Molecular function (GO): nucleic acid binding; 3'-5' exonuclease activity
Source: RefSeq, a predicted model, not a curated record